This is a messenger RNA of Blepharisma stoltei, 1307 nucleotides long. The record is from the annotation of a GenBank genome assembly. Lineage: Eukaryota; Ciliophora; Heterotrichea; Heterotrichida; Blepharismidae.
AUGCUUAAAGUCAGCACUUUUAAUAUAGUGCGAGCGCACUAUUAGCUUGCUAUGCCCCCAAUACCUUCUAAGUUUGGCUUUACAAUGGUGAUAAAAUCAACCCAAGGAAGAACCAAUCUGCACUAUAAAUGGGCUUGCCGUUUCUGAACUAGUUUUUAAUAAAUAUUAUUGUAAAACAAAUCCGAAAUUCUCGCUCCCUCACCCUCCAUUAGCGAGCAAAGUAAUUUUUUUCCCUAAUAGACGGGUGAAUUUUGUUCGUUAAAAAUUUAUAUAUAAAUUUUAUAGUAAUUUUUUUAAAAUAUUAAAAAAAAUUAAUUAAAAAUAAUUUUAUAACGAAUAUUAAUUUUAUGUUUUAAAAUAAGCUGAUUAAAAUUAAACAGAAUUAUUUCGAGAUUUCAUUAUAAUAGUUAUCACUUAUAUAUUAAAUUUUUUUUCAUAAAAAUGUUUACAUUAAAUUGCUGCUCACGGAGGGUUUUUACCCAAAAAUAGGAUUUUUCUAUGGUUAUAUCGCUCAGGGAUUGAGGAAAGUCAGGAAACAUCGGAAACAUAUCGAGCCAAUAGAAUGCUAGCAUUAUAUCUUGAACUCUUGCUUAUACUAUGAGCACAGAAGCCCACUAAUAACACGAACAAUUAACGAAAUGGAUAGUGACAUUGUUGGCCUUCAAGAAAUAGACUAUAAUGGAAACGCAAACGUCUAUAACCAUCCUGGCUACAGCUUUAUUUUUUCCCCUGCACCUAUUCCUUUAAAAUGGACAGAGCUUGGCUCAAUAAAUCUUAAGAUUGAUGGUAAUGGGAUACUAAUCAAAAACCAUAUAAAAAUAAUUGCUGAGGGUUAUUUGACAUAUAAGUCAAACACAAGAGUAGCUCAAAGAAUGAAAAUAAGAGUUGAUGGCAAAGAAAUUUGGAUAGUGAACACCCACUUAGACCAUAUUUCAGAUGAAGUUAGGCUAGAGCAGGCUUUAACACUAAUUGAAUGGCUGAGACCUAUGAUGGAUAGUCCUAUAAUUGUUAUGGGAGAUCUAAAUUGCUUCCCUGGAUCUGAGACAUAUGAAGUCUUUAUCAGGCAUUUUAAAUCUUCAAUGAAAGAAAUUUAUGGAAAAGAGCCAGAUGUCACUUGGCCUACAGAAAUGCUUGGAAGCAGAGAGAAUUGGGAGAGGUUUGGGGAAGUUGGGUGCAUUGACUAUAUUUGGUUCAAGAAUCUAAAUGUAGUGAAUGGAAGAGUUAUUACAGAUAUUAAAGAUGGUCAGUUUUACCCAAGUGACCAUUAUCCAGUUCAAGCAGUAUUUGAUUUAGGGAUUCCUAACUAA